Linum trigynum is the source of this 3499-nucleotide messenger RNA. The record is from the annotation of a GenBank genome assembly. NCBI's taxonomy places the organism in Eukaryota, Viridiplantae, Streptophyta, Magnoliopsida, Malpighiales, Linaceae.
CUUCUUUCUCUAAUUUGCGCUUUUCAUUAAACAAAACGUUCACAUUCGCUCCACCCAAGAAAGUUGAGUUGAGCCAGAAUCUUUUGCCUUCCACCCUUCUCUCCCUUCCUAUUAUCUUCUUCACCCACUUCAGUCUUCUAUGCUCUGCCUUCACCUCUCACAGUCCACUCCAGCCAGCUAUUUAAUACACUGGGGAGAAGAUAUCUUUUUGCUCCUCCCCAUAAAAGAAGCGCUUACUUUACCAGUUUUACCUUCUCAUUAGCAUCUUACGCCACAAGACUGCAACUGCAAACCCUCACUGCUUCGCUGCUCUUCCCUUUCUUCUUCUUCGCCUCCUCCAACCCAAUGGAGGCGCAUUAAUGGCAGCUCAGCUUCUCACCCAAUUCCCCAACUGAGCCAAAGUUUGGAACUUGACCCACUGGGGCAUACGGGUUGCUAAAGAGUCCAAGUGGGUCCCUGCGGAUUCUCAGAUUUCAGCAACGGCGGAAAGCGGGGUAAAAGCUGAAAAUUUUGGGUCUUGCUUCGCCGCUUCUCUUCUUCUGGGUCGAUUUGGUGGCUUCUGUGUUCUCUGGGUUGGUUCGUUUGUAAAUGGAAGGCAUUCGCUUGGCCCAACUAGCGGUGGUGCUCUGGUUAGCAAUUUUGGCGGUGGGUCAGAAUGAAUCGAGAGAGGAAGGUCCUACGACGGCGGUUUACAUUGUCACCCUUAACCAAUCUCCUACUUCUGUUCAUCACUAUGGAGACCUCAAGAGCGAUACCAAUGUGUUGAGGAACAAAGCUGCCGGGAAACGCGGUGGAUUCCAGAAGCCAAAGAAUAAUUCAAGACGAGGUGAGACUCCUGGAUCCUACAUUGCUCGCGUCCAUGAUUCGUUAUUGAGGAGAGCUUUGCGAGGGGAGAAAUAUCUGAAGCUCUAUAGCUAUCACUACUUGGUUAAUGGGUUUGCUGUAUUUGUCACCCCACAGCAGGCGGACAAGCUUUCAACGAGGAAGGAAGUGGCAAAUGUGGUAUUGGAUUACUCUGUUAGGACAGCAACCACUCACACUCCACAGUUUUUGGGACUGCCACAAGGUGCAUGGGCCAAGCAAGGUGGAUAUCAGAGUGCUGGUGAAGGAAUUGUAAUUGGGUUCAUUGAUACGGGCAUUGAUCCUACUCACCCUAGUUUUGAUGAUGGUAAUGCAUCCGAGCAUUCCUAUCCGGUGCCUAGCCAUUUUUCGGGUGUUUGUGAGGUCACCAGAGAUUUCCCUUCGGGUUCAUGCAAUAGGAAGCUCGUUGGUGCUCGUCACUUCGCAGCAUCUGCCAUCACCAGGGGAAUUUUUAACUCAACUCAGGAUUAUGCUUCACCAUUUGAUGGUGAUGGUCAUGGAACGCAUACAGCCUCUGUUGCUGCAGGAAACCAUGGGAUUCCAGUCGUAGUUUCUGGUCAUCACUUUGGACAUGCCAGUGGGAUGGCUCCUCGUGCACAUGUUGCUGUUUACAAGGCACUCUAUAAGAGUUUUGGAGGAUUUGCUGCUGAUGUCGUUGCUGCAAUAGACCAGGCGGCGCAGGAUGGGGUUGACAUCAUAAGCUUAUCGAUCACACCAAACAGGCGUCCACCUGGAAUUGCUACAUUCUUCAAUCCAAUUGAUAUGGCCUUGCUUUCAGCAGUGAAGGCUGGUAUUUUUGUUGUGCAAGCAGCAGGUAAUACUGGACCUUCACCCAAGAGCAUGUCUUCCUUCAGUCCAUGGAUAUUUACUGUUGGUGCAGCUUCUCACGACCGAGUCUACUCCAACUCCAUAACCCUUGGCAACAAUGUCACCGUUCAUGGUGUCGGUCUUGCACCUGGAACAGAGGAAGGCACCAUGUACACAUUGGUUUCAGCACUUCAUGCAUUGAACAAUGGGACGACUGUCACAUCUGAUAUGUAUGUGGGUGAAUGCCAAGACUCUAGUAGCUUCAAUGAAGAGAUUGUGCAAGGGAACCUGUUGAUCUGUAGUUACUCGAUUAGAUUCGUGCUGGGUCUCUCCACCAUCAAACAAGCCUUGGAAACAGCCCAGAAUCUUAGUGCAGCCGGUGUUGUGUUCUGCAUGGAUCCUUUUGUUAUUGGCUUUCAGCUUAAUCCAAUUCCCAUGAGUAUCCCUGGUAUCGUGAUCCCAACCUCCGAUGAUUCCAAGAUAUUGCUUCAGUACUACAAUUCUUCGGUAGAGAGGGAGAAUGGUGCAGGCAAGAUAGUUAAGUUUGGAGCAACUGCUAGCAUUAUGGGAGGGCUGAAGGCCAACUAUAGUAAUUCUGCCCCAAAAGUGAUGUUCUACUCAGCAAGAGGACCAGAUCCUGAAGACAGCUCUCUUAAUGAUGCUGAUAUUCUUAAACCAAAUUUGGUGGCUCCUGGAAACUCUAUAUGGGCUGCUUGGAGUUCUCUAGGCACAGACUCGGUUGAAUUCCAAGGUGAGCAGUUUGCAAUAAUGUCCGGAACAAGCAUGGCUGCUCCUCACAUCGCUGGGCUUGCUGCACUCAUCAAGCAAAAGUACCCAGCUUUCAGCCCUUCAGCAAUAGCUUCAGCACUCUCCACCACAGCUUCUCUAACUGACAAGAAUGGUGGUGCCAUAAUGGCUCAACGAGCAUAUUCAAACCCAGAUGUGAAUCAGUCCCCAGCAACCCCAUUUGAUAUGGGCAGUGGUUUUGUGAAUGCCACAGCUGCUCUUGACCCCGGUUUGAUCUUCGACACCAGCUACCAAGACUACAUGUCGUUCAUUUGCGGGAUCAAUGGGUCUGGACCAGUGGUGAUGAACUUCACUGGGGAAAACUGCUGGAUGUACAACUCCACCAUAACUGCUGCUGAUCUUAACCUUCCUUCGAUCACCAUAGCGAAGCUCGAUCAGGCGAGAACCGUGGUGAGAUCAGUGAGCAAUGUGGGUGGUGGCAACGAGAGCUAUGCAGUGGGUUGGAGUGCGCCGUAUGGGGUGGCCGUGAAGGUGUCGCCAACUCACUUCACCAUUGGGAGCAAUGAGAAGCAAGUGCUGACUGUUUCCUUGACAGCAACCAUGAACAGCUCGGUUUCCAGCUACGGGAGGAUCGGGCUGUUUGGGGAUCAAGGCCAUGUCAUCAACAUUCCUCUAGCUGUGAUUGGUAAAACCUCGUAUAAUACCACUACUACUGCAGCAGCACCGUGAACAGGAAGGAGCUGAUGAAUGAAAAAGGGUGUUUCUUUGGUUGAUGUGGUGAGUGUGGAUUUUGGUAACUAUUGUGCAUGGGGCUUUUGUGCGGGGGGAAUUUGAGUUUUGAGAGAUGAGAUUGUGAUAAGAGGACAAAGUGAGCAAUUUUUUGAUUCGUUUCAAUCAGAUGAUCAUUGUAAAAAUGCGAGAGACAGUUUCUGAUGUAGUUACCACCAUGUAUACUAUCACAUUAUUUAUAUUAUAAUAUAUUUGUACCAUCAUGUUACAUUCUCCAUCGUAUCAUCAAGAUCUACUCUUCUAUACCACUAAACUCUACCACCGUGAUAUAUUCUAAUAAAAAUUGCCUUGAGCA